CGCGCCCUGGUUAAUGUCAACGCGAAUGAGAGAUACUUCUUUGCCAUCAGCACUGUUGAAUGAGGGAUCAUCAACUCGGGUUUCACAUCACUCUUGGCCAGACGAAAUGGCAAGCAUGAAGCCAACCGAGUCAGUCGAAGCGGCGGAGCAUCAGAACGAUGCCCAGACCUCUGGACGCCGUCGAGAGAGCUUUACCUCCCAGAACUCCCAUACAGCCAGAGAGUUCAUUGAUAGCCAGCUGCAACUCGAGGCAGACGCACGAGAAGUCCUUCCAUAUUCAUUCGAUUCAUGUACCCAGCCUUUAGGACCCCUGCGACAGAGCCUUUUUGCUUGUAUCACCUGCAACCCGCCUCCCUCGAGCCCGGAUUUGCCUUACACCUCCGCCGCCGUGUGCUACUCGUGUUCGAUCUCCUGCCACGGCGAGCAUACACUGGUUGAGCUUUUCAGCAAAAGAGACUUUGUCUGCGACUGUGGAACCACCCGUAUGCCUCCAUCUGCGCCCUGCAACCUACGAAAUGACCCCAAGACUGGCGCGCGAGGUGUCCACUCUGAGGAACCUGCCCCCGGCAACAAGUACAAUCACAACUUCCAGAACAGGUUCUGUGGUUGUGGGGAGGAAUAUGAUGCUCAAAAUGAGAAGGGUACGAUGUUCCAGUGUCUCGGCCUUGGAACUGCUGGAGCAGGGGGCUGCGGAGAAGACUGGUGGCAUCCCGAGUGCCUUAUCGGUCUACGUCGUGAUUGGAAUAAAGAGACAGAAGACAAGAAAUCAUCUGAACAGAAUGAAGCAGAUCAGACACCUGAGAAGAAAGAGGAGAAUGUCGAGGAAGACGAAGAAACCCCACUCCCACCAGGAUUUCCCGGUGAAGAUGAUUUCGACACCUUCAUCUGCUACAAGUGUAUGGACUCAAACCCGUGGUUAAAACGCUACGCGGGUACCCCGGGCUUCUUACCGCCAGUUUAUAAGGAUGGAGGGCUGGUGACAGAGUCCAAGGUAGCCGAUGCAGUACCAGCAGCCGCAUCACAAGAGCCACUCUCCAACUCCAAGAAGCGCAGGAACGACGAGGACGGCGAAGACGAGCAGCCAGCGGCAAAGCGUAACAAGGAAGAACCUGCCGAAAGCCCUGUGCAAAUCAAAGAAGAACAAAAGGAGACUACAAAAGCGACUACUAAUCCUACUGAGCCGCAAAAGAAGCACGACUCGCUUCCUGCGACGGCGCCCAUGGGGUCGUUCUCCCUGUUUCUGAAGGAAGACUUCCGCGACCACUUAUGCCGCUGUGCGCAGUGCUUUCCUCAUCUCGCAAACCACCGUCAGUUGCGCGAGGAAGAAGAGACGUAUGAGCCCCCGCUAUCAGACGACGAAGAGGAAGCCAACGGCGGCGGCAGUACGGGGACAGGCAGUCUCCUGGAUCGCGGGGAGGCGGCGUUGAGCAACGUCGACCGCGUGCGCGCCAUCGAGGGGGCAAUGGUGUACAAUCACCUUCGCGACAAGGUCAAGGAGUUCCUGAAGCCCUUUGCGGAGAGCGGCCAGGCCGUCAGCGCGGAGGACAUCAAGUCCUAUUUUGAGAAACUUCGCGGUGAUGAGCAGGGAAUCAAGGAUGCGGGGGAUGCGUCUGCGUUGGCGAACCGGAACGGAGGCGAUGAUUCCCAUGGCGGUAGUGAUGACCGGAAGGAACAGAGUGGCUAUUAAACACCAUCUGUCUAAUGGUAAAUGUCGGAUUUCCAAAUAUUGUACAUGGCAGGGUCAGGGAUGGCGGUACGGAUUGGUAUGAUGGGGGGGUUUUUUUUUAACUUUUAUGUAAUUUCUAUCAUCUGAACAAGUAAUCUGAGAUGACUAUGCCUCGAG
Molecule: messenger RNA, 1843 nt
Organism: Penicilliopsis zonata CBS 506.65
Lineage: Eukaryota; Fungi; Ascomycota; Eurotiomycetes; Eurotiales; Aspergillaceae
Exons: 4
Coding region: 107-1687 (526 amino acids)
Cellular component (GO): cytoplasm
Molecular function (GO): ubiquitin protein ligase activity; zinc ion binding
Source: RefSeq, a predicted model, not a curated record